AUGGUAAUGUUAUUACAGGGUAAAGACUUCAUCACAGCGGAGUUGCUGGCACAUCUGUAUUCCAGUGGUGACCAGUCUACACUAAUGGAAGAAUCGGCAGAGGAGGUCCAAAGACGAGAUGAAUUAUUAAACAUGUACCACGCUACUAAAGAUGCACUUAAGAUCAUUGGUGACAUCAAUGCUACAACAUCGUCCACUCCGGUACCACCGCCGGUUAAUAAUGAGUGGCUCAGACCGGAAGCGCGAGGAUCAUCGCCACCGUCUCCCAUCCCGUCUCGCCACCGAGGUUCAGCACCCCGGCCAACUUCCAAUGCAAUAAAUAACACUGGACAUGCAGGAGUUCCAAGGCCGAGCAGUGUACCUCUUAUUCCUUCUAGGCCUGAUGUGCCGAAUAGACCUGGUCCUGGUACAGCUCCUUCCAUUCCAAGGUGAGUUCUCUUUCAGA
Messenger RNA from Saccoglossus kowalevskii, 445 nucleotides. Its product is annotated as dynamin-1-like. The record is from RefSeq and is a predicted model, not a curated record. Lineage: Eukaryota; Metazoa; Hemichordata; Enteropneusta; Harrimaniidae. Gene Ontology annotation, molecular function: GTP binding; microtubule binding; GTPase activity. Gene Ontology annotation, cellular component: plasma membrane; microtubule; synapse. Gene Ontology annotation, biological process: synaptic vesicle budding from presynaptic endocytic zone membrane; receptor internalization.